GUUGGUGCAGCCGUUUCAUGGAUGGACAGGAUGGUCGAAGAAGGCAUCGACCCAGACCUGGAGAUCUAUGAGGCUGUCCUGGAGGCCGUUGCCAAGAGCGGAAGGCAAGAGAUGCGGCGUGACAUUGAGCAGUCUUGGAUCAAAAGUCUCAAAAAAGACAAAGGGAUAAAGAGAGUGAGCAAGGAGGUCUUCAAGACCAUCAUUCGCGUAGCUGCCAGAUAUGGUGACCUUUCAGCUGCUGCCGAGUGGUUGAAAAAAAUGAAAGAAGCUGGCCACCAAUGUGGAGUCAAUGAGUACAACUACCUCCUCAAGGGCAGCGAGUACAUGAAAGACCCGGACACUGCGCAGAAGUUCUUCAAUCGUAUGGAAAAGGCGGAUGUGAAGCCAGAUGCAGAGUCCUACAACUUGGUCAUCAAAACGAUGGCGAAGGCUGGAAAACCCAAGCUUUCCGAGAAAUGGGCCAACAAGAUGGAGGAAGCAGGUCUUCUUACAUCCAAGACACUCCAGUUUGAUUUAGUCGCAAAGUCCAUUGCACGGAACAGUGACAUUGCCGCUGACGAUGCUGCGAAAUGGGUGAAGCGUGCUGUGGAAUUGCAGAAACCUUUGAGCGCUUCGAGUUAUAGAGCUGUGAUGCGCGCAUACCUGGAUGAAAACAAUGCUUCUUCUGCAAGGCAGUGGUUUGAGUGGAUGGAGCAGAACGGAACAGUUGCAGACUAUGAGACCUACCUCAUGCUGAUGAGGUAUGAUGAUCGACAGACUGCCUUUUGGCACAGCAAGAUGGAAGAAGCUGGGAUUGCUCCAACGACAGAGAGCUUCAAUUUGGUGAUCCGCUCCUUUAGUGAAGUGAAGGGCAACCAGCGAAUGCAAAAGGCAGAGGAAUGGUACGAAAGGAUGCUGAGUGCUGGAGUCACACCUGACCAGGAAACUUAUGCUCAGUUGAUUGCAGCCUCUGUGAAGAGCAGAGACGACAGCACGGACAAGUGGUUUAGCAAGAUGAUGGACAGUGGUCUCAGUCCAGACAGCAGCGUGUACAAAUCACUGAUGAUGCGAAGCCUGAUUGAUAGAGAUCCAAUUGGAGUUCGGCAGAUCCUUGAUUGGAUGGUGCUGAAAGGCAUCUCCAUCCACAGGGGUUCCUACAAUAUAGCCAUUCGUGCAUUUGCAGAAGCCAAUGAACCUGAGAAGGCUGAGGAGAUAUACCAAAGGCCAGGGCCAUGCCUGGUGCGGGACAUGCGCCGCUCGCUCUACGUGGAACGCGAAGCGGCAUUCCCCGACAAAGCAGUAGCUCCCCAUGUUCUGCAGGACUUUGUGCGAAGAGCAAAGGACAUUGAUUUCAAGGAUCCUGAGGCAAAAGUGGCUGUGUUCUACUGGCUCUCCAAGUGCUCCCAAGGCACUGCAGGAAGUGAAUCUGAGGAGCUGGAGAAUUUGCUGCUGCAGUUUACACGCGACGUCAGGAAAGAAGCUUUGUAUGGCACUGAGACCCACCUCCUCCUGAUCUUAAGGUCCCUGAUCGUUUCCACCAACCGGCAGAAAAUCCAGAGGGCCUUGGAGACGGAUGCACAAAUUCAGAUGGAGCAAUUGGUCAGGGAGUUGCUGUCGGUCUCCAUAGCUCGCUUGAAGAUGAGACACCAACACCUUCAAAUCUUACAAAUUUCCAUGUGCCUCUCUUCCUAUGCGGCCAUGUGGCUCCCUGAGUAUGGAGAGAUCUUUGAUGUAUUUGCACCAGAAUUGGUAGCACGAAUCAAUCGUGCAAGACGAAGACAAAAUCUUGACCUUGAGACGGAUUUGGGAGAGAAUUUGCCAUUUAUUUUGGCAUCCUAUGGGAAAGCCUCAUGUAUGCAUCCAGAACUUUUUGACACUGCUCUUUCGUGGUGCGAAGAGAAAAUUGCCAUGAUUAGCUACGAAAACCUGGCAAUUCUGUCCAUUGCCACAGCCUCUGGAUGUUUUGGAGAUGAUUGGAGUCUGAAAGCCAUCAGCCGCGUUUGCUCGUCGUUUUGGCGUCUCUUAUUUCAAAGAAACUUUGUACCACCCAAGGACAGCUCCUUGCAAGAUCUCUUCAACCUCGGUGCACGGGAGCUGCUGAAGCGGUCAGAUGGCUUAACUUUUCACGAGGCAGCGGAUAUACUUCUGAUCUUAGCCGCGUGUGAUAUACCGGAUUUGUCUUGCUGGCAAGAACUUCAACGGGCAGUCAGCCAGAUGACAACACAGUUCCAAAUGGCACCGCACGUUUAUUUGUGCCGCAUGUUCUAUGCAAUCACGGCUAUUGACCUCCACAAGUCAGGAGCCAGUGAACUUCGUCAAGUGCAACAGGUUGUUGCCAAGGAGCUAUUGCCAGUUUUGAAUGUUUGUUUAGCACCUGAGCUGGAAGUGCUGGUUCAAUCACUGCUGGCGCUCUCGACGAGAGCUACACCUGAACACUUGAGCUCUUUAGGUUUUCGGACUUUGUUACUGGUCUCACAGAGGGAAGCCGUACGAAAGGCCAAGGAUCUCGGGCCAAAGCGUGCGGCCCGGCUGAGUUGUUUCCUCACAGCCGCAGCCUGGCCUUGGCGUUCCGCGCUGCUACAACCGUGGUUUCUGGAGGAGAUGAAGACGUUUGUGUCUUCAUCAGACACUGGCUUUGAGGGCAUCUAUGGCCAUUGGCUUCAAAUGUCCUCGGAAUGCAUGGAAGAUGUGGAAGCUUGGCCAGAGCCUGUGGCGUGGUAUCUGGAAAGGCUUCUAGUGGCUGGCCGAUAUCCGGAUGAGAGGACUUUUUCUUUCCUGAUUGAAGCUCGCGCACAACAAGGAUCCAUGGAGAAAGCCAGAGCUUGGCUCAAUGAGAUGCUCAAAGCAAAGCUGAGGCCUGGUUUCCGCAGCUACGCUGCACUGGUCAAGGGCUUUGCCUUGAAGGGAGAUGUCGAGAGGACCAAAGAGUUCUUGCAAGAGGUCCAGUUGAGGAAAUUCCACGGCAUGCGCAGGAAGUCUUGGACAGAGAUGAUGCUGCCAGCCUUGCAGUGCUUCGAAAAGGCGGGUGAAGAUGAGGAAAUGGCCAAGUGGAUGGACUAUUCCCUGCAGCGAGGCUUUGAAGUGAGCUUGGAAGCUGAGGAGGCUGAAGCAGAAGGGGCUUCCACCGAAAAAGAAGAACCAAAGCCCAAAAAAAGGAGGUCAAAGGUCAAUGCAGAAGCCAAGGCAGCGAAGGCGACUGGAGAUGCCCUGGCGGAUCUGGAGGCCUUGAAGGCUGCAGGGGAGACGCCGGACAUUCGCGAUUUCAACAAGGUCAUGACAGAAUUUGCAUCCUCGCCCCGCUCUCGCUUCUCGCAUGGAUGCCCAGGAGCUGGAUGA
Molecule: messenger RNA, 3315 nt
Organism: Cladocopium goreaui
Lineage: Eukaryota; Dinophyceae; Suessiales; Symbiodiniaceae
Source: the annotation of a GenBank genome assembly